Molecule: messenger RNA, 376 nt
Organism: Calliphora vicina (urban bluebottle blowfly)
Lineage: Eukaryota; Metazoa; Arthropoda; Insecta; Diptera; Calliphoridae
Gene: pre-mod(mdg4)-U
Product: pre-mod(mdg4)-U
Exons: 1
Source: RefSeq, a predicted model, not a curated record
UGUUUCGCUAUUUAUUUCUUUCUCCAAAUUUUCAAUUUAUUUUCAGCUUUUACUUUUAAUAAUUUUUACUUCACCACUGGCCAACGUUCCUCCAUAAAAUUGGUUUAUGCUGGUUAUCAUUUUGUUAAAUAUAUGGAAAAUUCCCGCGGCACCAAAUGGAUUUGUGCAACUCGUUCUUCCACAAAAUGUCGUGCUCGCGUGCGCACCACAAAAGAAUCUAAAUUAGAAGUAUUGCGACCAGAUCAUAAUCAUGAUCUGAUAAAACAGCGUAUAAAAAAACCAAAAGUUAAAUUAGACGAUGUUAAUAUUAGUUGUAGUUUAAUAGAUAAUAAACAAAAUCUAGAAUAAUAUUAAAUUGUUUCUAAAUUGUCGAAAA